Saccharomyces kudriavzevii IFO 1802 is the source of this 1761-nucleotide messenger RNA. RefSeq names its product Mks1p (gene MKS1). Gene Ontology annotation, biological process: mitochondria-nucleus signaling pathway; regulation of nitrogen utilization; negative regulation of transcription by RNA polymerase II. The transcript has a single exon. The record is from RefSeq and is a predicted model, not a curated record. Gene Ontology annotation, cellular component: cytoplasm. Lineage: Eukaryota; Fungi; Ascomycota; Saccharomycetes; Saccharomycetales; Saccharomycetaceae. Bases 1 to 1761 code for a protein of 586 amino acids.
AUGUCACGAGAGACAUUUGAUGUACCGAAAAUAGGUACCAACAAGUUUUUAAAAGUCACACCUAACUUAUUUACCCCAGAACGAUUAAACCUGUUUGAUGAUGUCGAGCUUUAUCUCACGUUGAUAAAGGCGUCCAAAUGUGUCGAACAGGGAGAGAGGUUGCACAAUAUAAGUUGGAGAAUCUUGAAUAAAGCUGUUUUAAAGGAGCAUAAUAUUAAUCGAUCUAAAAAAAGAGAUGGUGUGAAAAACAUCUACUACGUGUUGAAUCCAAAUAAUAAGCAACCAAUAAAGCCAAAACAGACUUUAGUGAACCAACCAUCAUUGCAAAAGACCAAUGUACCUCCUACAACAGCGAAGCAGAACGUUCUGACUAGGCCCAUGACAUCACCAGCUAUUGCCCAGGGCGCACAUGAUAGAUCUGUAGAUGUUACUAAUAUUAACACUACAAAUAAUGAUGUGAAAAACGACCUCAUUUCAAACAGGCAGUUCUCAAAAUCUACUGCAUCAGGGUUAUUUUCAAGCUUCACAGAUAAAUAUCAAAAAAUGAAGAACGUAAAUCAUUUUCCGAAGAAAGAAGAGCCUCAAACUAUUAUUACCGGCUUUGAUACAAGUACCAUCAUUUCGAAAAAGCCCUUGUCAUCAAGGCGGUCAAGAUCUCCUUUCCAGCAUGCUAGAGAUAUGAGUAUGAGCUCCAUGGAUAAUGAAGCUUCCAAAAGCGCCAGUCCAACUCCUGAACAUGUGGGGAGCAGGAAGUCCUCCCUUCCUCAAAAGGAAUCCCUGUUUGGAAGACCAAGGUCCUACAAAACUGAUCAAAAUGGUCAAUUAUCACUUUCCAAGACGUCUUCCAAAAAGGGGAGAAACAAAAUCUUCUUCAGCAGUGAGGAUGAAGACUCUGACUGGGACAGUGUAUCAAAUGAUUCGGAAUUUUACGCUGACGAGGACGAUGAGGAGUAUGAUGAUUAUAAUGAAGAGGAAGCAGAUCAAUACUACAGAAGGCAAUGGGAUAAGCUUUUAUUUGCAAAAAAUCAACAGAACCUUGAUUCAACAAAAUCAUCCGUCUCUUCAGCGAACACUAUCAAUUCGAGUACAUCCCACGAUCCUGUACGAAAAAGUUUACUCAGUGGACUAUUCCUCAGUGAGGCAAAUAGCAGUAACAGCAACCACAACACCACACACAAUGAAUUCACUUCUAAACACAUUUCACCGGCUCCUCAAUCUUCUAGUAGUGGUCCUGUCAAUCAAUGUCAACAGAAUCCACCAAGCGCUAAUGGUAUGAAACAACAAAAACCAUCUCUGAAAACAAGCAAUGUGACAGCAUUAGCAUCGUUAUCUCCGCCACAAGGAACUAACAGUGGACGAUUACCAGUGGAUAUACAAAAGGAUUCCAAUUUUAGUAGUGAAUCCGAUCACCUGUAUGAAUCUAACGCUCCCCCAACAGCGCAGACCAUCUUGCCUACCGCCUUAUCUACACACAUGUUCUUACCAAAUGAUAUUCACCAACAACGAAUGGCGAUUGCCACUGGCGUGAACAUGAGGCAUCGUUUUCUAAGGCGGGAGUCUAUGGAUAUUCCAUCCAAGAACAGAAACACUGGGUUUUUGAAGACUAGAAUGGAGAUUUCUGAGGAGGAGAAGAUGGUACGUACAAUAUCACGCCUUGACAAUACGAGUGCUGCGAACGGUAAUGCAAAUGGUGUCGACGAUGCCGCGAACCAGAGAACAGAAACGCUAGGCCCUGUCACCAAAAAUUCCAAGCGAAUAUGA